Molecule: messenger RNA, 339 nt
Organism: Soboliphyme baturini
Lineage: Eukaryota; Metazoa; Nematoda; Enoplea; Dioctophymatida; Soboliphymatidae
Source: the annotation of a GenBank genome assembly
AUGUCUGGCAAAGUCCUUCUAGAGUUCUUAGAAAACCGAAGGCAGCAUGAUGAUGAUUCAGUGGACCAGAGUGAGGUGCCGAAAGGCGAAACGGCGCUUGAUUUACUUACUGCUGAGGAAUUGAAGCAGACCACUCAUCAGAUGACACCGAUGGACAGUUCUCAGGUGCGUAACUAUGCUGGCGGAUUCGUUUUCAAAGUUGAUGAAAUAACUCGCGUGCGGCGGUUCCUGAUUCUGGGCGUCGAAGGUGGCACCUAUUACGUCAAGGAGAUGGAACUCGCUGUGGAUAACGCAAAGUUCAUAAUCAAUAUGAUCGAAGAAGCGGUUAUGCUGGAAUGA